GCCAAAGGGGCUCAGUGGUUCUUCUUUCACAAGGACUCAGCACAGAGACACACGGGAAGGAGGAUCUGGGAUCAGUUACCCUUAUACAGAGGGGUAUCAUAUAGAGUGGCAAUAGCUUGCAAAGAGAAUCUAAGCAUCUUCCUAUCCCACUGAGCUGGAGAUAUAGCACCACUGCAGCACCCACCAGCAACUCUGGAAUAAGGUCUCUAUAGAACACUGGAUUUCAUGCAGCCAAAUCAUUGUUAGUUCACCCUUUAAGGUCAAGAUGUUGUUAGACAUAAAAUAUAUAUUUUGGAUAUGUUCCACUUUCUACUCUGCCCUUGCAUUCCGUGCAGUUACAUUGGAAAAAAGUCCCCCAGUGAAAGGAUUACUAUCAGGACGGGUAACUUUGCCAUGCUUUUUUUCUACUUUACCUACAUUACCACCAAGCUACAACAUUAAUAAUGAAUUUUUAAGAAUUAAAUGGACAAAAAUUGAACAUAGUAAAGAUGGAAAAGAUCCAAAGGAAACAACUGUCUUAGUAGCCCAAAGUGGUGGUAUAAAAAUUGGUCAAAACUAUAGAGGACGAGUAUCUGUGCCUAGCCAUCCUGAGGAUAUUGGUGAUGCAUCAUUAACCAUGGUUAAACUACGGGCCAGUGAUGCGGGUGUAUAUCGAUGUGAGGUCAUGUUUGGGAUUGAAGAUACUCAAGACACUAUUUCCUUGGACGUAUCUGGGGUUGUAUUUCAUUAUCGUGCCUCAAAGGACAAAUACACCUUGGAUUUUGAGGAUGCCCAAAAAGUUUGCAUAGAUAAUGGUGCCAAAAUUGCUUCCCCUGGACAGCUGAGAGCGGCAUAUGAGGAUGGAUUUGAGCAGUGCGAUGCUGGAUGGCUGUCUGAUCAAUCUGUGAGAUAUCCAAUACGUAAUCCUAGAGCAGGUUGCUUUGGUGAUAAAAUGGGCAAAGAGGGUAUACGUACCUAUGGAAAGCGUCCAUCUGAAGAGAAAUAUGAUGUGUAUUGUUUUAAGGACGAACUAGAUGGUGACUUGUAUCAUUUAAAUGUUCCUAACAAACUGACAUUCCAAGAAGCCAAAGAAGCGUGCGAAAAGAAAGACGCGGUUCUUGCCACUGUUGGAGAUCUAUAUGCCGCAUGGAGAAAAGGCUUUGACCAAUGCAAUUAUGGUUGGCUUGCUGACGGAAGUGUCCGUUACCCUGUGUCUGUGGCUAGGCCUCAGUGUGGAGGAGGUCUUCUAGGAGUCAGAACUAAAUAUCGUUUUAGCAACCAGACAUACUUUCCUCAACCAGAAAGCAAAUAUGAUGCAUACUGCGUUCAAAGUAAAAAGAAUAUUACAGAAUCUGUAUCUGUCAAGCUGGUACUGCCAACAGAAGCUGUGUCUGCCAGUAUUAUAAAGAAACUAGAAGUUCUACCUGAAAAGGUUACAACAAAGCCCAUUUUACCUACAGUGUUUCCAACUGAAAAAGAAGUUAUACAACCUACUACAAAAGCAAGCUUUGUGGAAGAGAAAAAGCAACAGUUGACUGAAAUGCCAACUGUUCUACCAACUGAAUCCCAACCAACAGAAACUCAAACGCUGGAAUUUCAAGAGGUCAGUACAAUAGUUCCAGCACUUUUGUUGCAAGAAGAUAGCACAAAGGAUAUUGUAGAUCCAGAAAGUAUAACCCCUGACAGUCAAACUCCAUCUUCUUUUCACACUGAAAAACCUGAAGAAGGGAUCCAAGUAGACUCAACAAUUUCUCCAGGGCAAACAUCAUUACCAGAACAACAGCCUGUUGAAACAUUUGGCACAGUCACACUAACAAAAGAGGUAUUGCACUUAAGUUCUCAAGCACCAAAAGAAACUAUGGAAGCUAAAAGUGAAGAGAUUAUUUCAACAGUUAUUAUUCCCCAAGGUGUUACUGAUCAUGUAGAUGUUUUUACAGCUUCCCCCACAGAAUAUGGAACAGAUUCAAUAUUACCACCACUGGAAGAUACCAAAACUAUUACUCCAAAAGAUUAUACUACAGUAGAAGAAGAAGUUAAAUCAUCUACUGUGUCUCUUAGCAGAGAAUAUCCUUCAACAAGUCUUGAUGACAGUAGCAUUACAUUUACACUAAAAGAUUCAGAACCAAGUGGAUUAGAAUCUUCCAGCAAACAGCCUGAGGUGGAUGUGGUCACAAUAUCUAAGACAUCUCUUGAUACAAUAAGCAAGUCUCAGGAAACAAGUGUAGGUGUAGAAGAUAGUACUGUCACAUAUGAAAAGCCAUCUACUGUAGUUCCAAGUUAUGAAAUAGUUACAUCAUCAAGAAAGUUAUCUGAUCAAAGCACUACAUUUAUCCAACAAGAACUAGCAACUUCUGUCAUUUCUUUUGAUGUAGAUAUAACUACAAUACAGUCAGAUGUAUCUAAAUAUGCAUCUCAAGAAGUAAGCACUGACAGUAUGAGUAAGGAAAUCGCAUAUGUUGAGUAUACAACAACUACUACUGAAAUACCUACUGACUUCCCUGAAACAUCAGGUGAAGACCCGGAAAAAAAAUCAGAUCCAGUGACAUUGGUUACAACACCAUCAUCAGUUACUGAAUUGAAGGAUAAAACAACACAACUACAUGAACUUCUAACACCUGUUUAUCCAGCAGAAAAUGAAGGUUCAGGAAUGCUGGAAGAAACUACUCAAAUUAGUGUGCAAGACUCUGAAACAGUAGCAACAGUUACUGGACCAAUUUUAUUAGAUGUAACUAGUGAAGGCAAAGCAGGGGAUCCAAUUACUCUGUCCCCAGAAGAUGAAAUCACAGCAUCCUCAAAAGAAUCAGAUCCGACAAAACUAUCAAGUUCCAUUCCACCUGCAAUUCUAAGUACAGAACCACUGAAGGCUGAGGAAAAAGGUAUAACAAAGGAAAUCAAAGACACACAAACUGUGAGCCCCACACAUGUGUCUAUUCAACAUGCAUUAGAUACCAGCUCAACAGCCUAUCAGCAAGAAAGUCAGUCAGCAGAACAGUACAAAAUAUCAGAUAAUGUUACAUCUUCUAAGGAUCUUCUAUUUACAACGGUAAGAGAUUUUGCAGAGUCGUCAACCUCAAAAGACACGUUUAUCCAUACAGCAGUUCAAAAAGAAGAUUUAAUUUCUGAAGGUAGUGGUUUAGACCAAGACACAGCUAUUACAGGAACAGUGAAAACACCAGAAAGUAAAUCAGUAACAGGAAAUGAUGAAGUCUUGACCUUUACAGAAACUCAAAAAAUAUUAAUCUCCACUGCUGUCCCAACAGAAGAAAUUGAUGAAAGUGUUAUUUCAGAGCAAACUUUUCAACUUAUUGAUGGUACAAGCCCUCUAUUCUCUGAUAUUACUCAGCAACCAGAGCUUGUAACUAGUGAUGAUGGAAUGAAAAUACAAACUGCUUUAAUUACAGAAUCCAUUACUACUGAAACCAAACAGCCAUAUUUACCACCAGAGGUAGAAGGGUCUGCUGAUUUUGUAGAUACAGUUGUUCCAACAGAGAAAACACUAACUGUCUCAACUGAAACCACAAAAUUGUCUGCUAAAGAAUAUACUGCAGUAUCUAGUCAGCCAGAGACUGAUGUUACAGUCUCUGUAGUAACAUCUUUAUCAGAAAGCUCUGAGAUAACUACAGCACCAGUAAGUAUAUCUCAUAAAGUUGAUUCCAUUGAAGCUUCUGGUAUAAUUGAGGGAAAAAGGACAGAACCAGAUAUACCUUUAACUACAACAACAGAAAAGGCAUCAACAUUAAGUACUGUUUAUCCUAAAAAGGAAGCUGAUGAGAAGACUACAAUACCUUUAUCUACCAUUGCUACCCAAGGACCACUUUUAAUUAAUGGGGAGCCUGAUGAGGAAACCAGUAAAGGAACAAUAGUGAUUGAUGAAUCUGUUUCCCCAUUGAAAACCACUUCAGAAUUUGACCUGGCAAGUACAAAAGAACCAGAAAUUGAUUCUGAAUAUUUGCCAAGUGAAACUUCUGAAUCUCAAACAACAGAGGCUACAGAAUGUGAAAACAGUACAGAAGUAUCUGAGUCACCAACAGAUUCGAGUGAAGCCUUGGAUAUAUACAACCAUCAGAUUCCAUCAUCAGUUGGGGUUAUUAACGUCAUUGUUGUUCGAAUUCCUGAAAAUGAAACAGGCCCAGUGGAUUUUCCAAGAAUCCCCCCUCAUGGCUCUGAAUCCAGUGAAGGUCAUGAUUAUUUUCAUAUAAUCGAUAUUAUACAUCAAGCUCCAGAUUCUGAUGAGACUCCAGACUGUGAAAACUCUACUGCAGAUGCAACAUCUCCAUCUCUAAAGUUUAUUAAUGGAAAACAAGAGAUUACCACUGCACCUAAGGAUUUAAAAGCAGAAGAAGCAAGAAGAGAUGAAAUUGAAAGUGUUACACCUUCAGAAAAUGCUGUUGUUGCACAAUAUAGUGAAACUUCUGAACAAUCCAUUUUACAAACAGAAGCACCUAGCAUAAUUCAAUCAGAAUCUAAUUUGAUACAUAUUAGCAUACCAGAACCUGAAUUCAGUGGUGACACAGAAUUGGUUACUGAGGAAAAAUCUACUUUAGAGCCUCCAGCAGAUUUCAAUACUUCUUUAACACCAACACAUGCCAUUCUAUCAAAGCCAACAGUAGCACAAAUUAAUGAAUCACUCUCUUUAUUUGCAUUUGAAUCCUCAGGAGAUGCACCAUCUGAUAUCAUUACCAGUCCCACGAGCACCAAACCAAGAACAGUAUCACUUUAUACAGCUGAAACAUCUCCAAUGCAUCAAAUACUGGACACUGUUACAAAUGAUGCAAGUGAAAUAAUUAUAUUGUCAACAACAAAAGCUCCAGUUAAGGAAGAUUACACAACUCUAUCAGUUUCUCAAACAGAAGAUACAGAAGAAAAAACAAGGCCAGCUGCCUUUAUAACACAAGAAAGCUCUGGGGACUUUGGAACAGAUGACAUGCUUACUUUGACAACUACUGUGCAGACACUCAAAGAAAGCAAAGAUUUCCAAACAAGAGCUGUUUUUGAUGCUGUAACCCUUGUUCAUACAGAAUCGACUAAAAUAAAAGUUACUCCAGCUGAGGACAUAAAGUCUGUAUCACCAACUCAAGAGCAGAAAACAGUAGCUACUACACCAAGCAGAGAAGUCCAUAAACCUGAAAUAACAACAGUAGGUGGGGAAAGUACAUUAAGUCCAACCACUAUUUUAGAAUUCAGCACUAAUGGAGAACCAAAAAGACUAGAACAGGUUGAUGUUGAAGAAGGAUCCACAGAUGAAGUCAGUAUUUUGGAACAAUAUUCAACUGUUAGUGGUGCAUUAGAAGUCCAAAGCUCAGGUGAACACAGAUCCAGUAGCGUAUCACAGGCUAUAACAGAUUCUCCUUCUUUUAAAGAUAUAGACACAAAGGAAACUGUGACUUUUACACCAUUCAGCUUAAAAAAAGAAGAAAUAUAUACUACCAAAGCAGGUAUCCUUGACACAAAAAUGUUUGUGCAACAAACAAAUCAGACCGAAUCAAGUAUUAUAACUACAGCUUUACAAGAAUUAGCUACAUCCGGUCCUUUCAGGAUUAUAGCAGGAGAAACAACUUCUGAACUUGGUUCUGGAGAUACUGUAUCAGCUACAGAAACUAUAGAUACUAUUUCAGUUAUUUCCAGAAAGCCUGCCAUAGAUUUCAAGGAAGAAACUGAUAUUUAUUCAACUUAUGUUUCACCAACAAAAUCUACUCUUAAAAAAAACUUUACAGAUUCCAGCAGCAAAAAGGAAGAAAGUACUUCUGAAAAAAUAACUACAACAUUUGCAUCUUAUACAGAUGAAGGCUCAGGAGAUUAUGUUACAGUUGAUGUUACUUCAAAACCUUCUGAACAAUUGAAACCCAAAAUAACUCAAGAGCAAAAAGAAUGGACCACUACUACAAUUGCAUCCAUUGAUGUAUCUACUGGUAAAAGUUUAGACGAUAUUCCACCAGCCUCAGCUGAUGAUGAAGCAGAACAUAUUUUCAGCUCUGGUGAUGAUGAAUCUAUACCUGCUAGUAUUUUAACAACCUCUGUCAGACCUUUAACACAAAAGACAGAAUCACCCACUGAUGUGAAAGUUACUUCACUCCCUGUUUUGCCAGAAGUUGUAUAUAUCAGUAGCACUAAAGCUCCAAUUUUACCAUCAACAACACUAAGGACACCACAGUUAGUUGAUGAAGGCUCAGGAGAAGAAGGUCAUUUAGUUACAUCUACUGUUUUUGGUACUUUAGAAACCCAAACUGAGCUAAAAUCUGAAAAAGAAGAGAAAUCUUUUACAACUGCAUUUCCACCUGUUACUUCACUUCCUGUUUUUCCAGAAUUUGUACAUAUCAGUAGCACUAAAGCUCCACUUUUACCAUCAACAACACUAAGGACACCACAGUUAGUUGAUGAAGGCUCAGGAGAUGAAGGUCAUUUAGUUACAUCUACUGUUUUUGGUACUUUAGAAACCCAAACUGAGCUAAAAUCUGAAAAAGAAGAGAAAUCUUUUGCAACAGCAUUUCCACCUACAGAAUAUACUCAGAGUGCUGAGGCAGCAAAACUUGAAUUACAUACAGGGGAAAGUAUCACUACAAAAACUGUGAUAUUAGAAUCAAAAACUCAUAUCAGCACGGAUAUGCCAGAAAUAUCUAGUCAUGUGUCUUUAGAGCCUGAGAUUGUAACUGUGUAUCCUAGUGACAUAAAAAAGCACACAGAUGUUACAUCUCAACAAAUCGUUAGUACUGUUUCACAAUUUGAUGAUUUUGGUUCAGGACAUCCAGAGGACUUGUUUGUAGAUUUAUCUACCAAAAGUCCUGAAAUAAAGACUGAGAUGCAAACAAAAGAAGAUAGUGAAUUAAUAAGCAGUUUUUCCCCAACUGUAGAGUAUAAGGAAAGCAUGAAAGUAGAAAGUUCAACCACAGAACUCGAAACAUCAAAAAUAAAAACUCAGGAGACAGUUGUUACCACAACCCAUUUUCCAAGACUUAGUGAACAAGUUACACAAUCUUCACUUAAAGACUUAAUCAGCACUGUUUCACAAUUCUCCAUUGAUCAAGGCUCAGGAGACGAAGAUGACUUACUUACUACGAGAACAAAAGAAACAGAGACUAAAUUAGAUGAAACUGUACAUACAGUUACAGAAGAGCCACCUCAAAGCAUCACUGAAACAUUACUAACAGGUGAAGGUUCUGGUGAUCAACAGGAUCUGUUCACUGAUUCUUUACGUAGAACUUCAGCUCCAACAGUUGAUGCACAAACUGUAAAAGAUGUUGAACUAACAACACAAAAAUAUAUUACAGACCGUGUGGAUGUAAAAACAGAAGUAUCCCAGGAGACAGAAGACACCAGCACAGUUCAAAAAAUUAUAACAGAAAUGCCAUCUCAGAAAAUCUCAAGUACCAAAUUACCUCUCUUUGAACAGGGGUCAGGAGAUGAAGGGCCCCAGUUUACUGAUGGCUUUAUUGUAACAUAUACCCCAACAGUUGGGAGAAAAUCUGAAGAACCUAGUAAAGUAACAACUAAAACAUAUUUAAUAGAGGGUGCUGAAGAUGAGAUAAGUACAGCUGAUAGCAUUACAUCCCAGGGUAGCACAAUUCAAGAAGAUAUUACAGAAACACUAGCUAAAAAAAUAAUUAGCACUGAGUCAUCCCUUAUUGAUGAUGGUUCUGGAGCUCAAGAAAGCAUGUUAACUGACCCUUUAAUUAUAACUUUGGCACCAGAAAUUGGCCUAAAGUCUGAACAAACAUCACAAAAAUAUGGAACUGACAGUGUGGAAGCCAGCACUAUUGAAAGACAUAUUACAGAAACACCAUCCCUACAAGUUAGUACCACUGAAACACUUCUUAGUGAACAAGGUUCAGGGGAACAAGCUGACCUGUUUACUGAAUCUUCUAUUUUAACAACUACACCUACAACUAGGUCAAAAUCUGAAAAUGAAGGUGAACAAACAACCAAAGACUAUGUAACAGAGAGCGUAAAAGUUAUAAUAACAGACACAACAAAAGUUGAAAUUAAAGCAGGAGACACAAUUACAGUUCAACCCAGCACCAUAAAAGAAAACAUUACUGAGGAAUCUCUCCAAAUAUUCACAAGUACUGUAUUACCAUUUACUGAUGAAGGAUCAGGGGAUGAAGCAAGUCUCCUCAUUGAUGCUGUAUCUGCUACCUCAAAAGAAGACAAACAGAAUGUCACAGAAUUUGUAGAUGCUACUGAAACAGAAAUACCUAAAACUGAAAUAGUACCAACAGAACUCAGUAUAAUCAUGUCUGGUGUAACUGAAGGUCUGCCACGAAAGGUAGCUAUUACUGAAUUUCCUAUAACUGAUGAUGGUUCAGGAGAUGUGAAAGACUUGUUCACUGAAUCUUUAAUAAGAGCACCAGUUCCAAAAACUGAUAUUCAGUAUACUGAGGGAACAUUAACACCUAAACUUUUUAUUAGCCCAGAUGAGCCACUAACAACUCUCAUCAGCUCUGAUUUACCAUUUGAUGAGCAAGGUUCAGGGGAUAGUCAGUUUACAGUGUCAACUGACAUAACUCCUAUUCCAGAGUCUGAAAUAAAGCAUGGAGGUAUCAGCACCGUUUCCCCAAGAAUAGUUUACACAGAGAGGAUGCAGACAGAAACUGUUGGAAUACCUAGUGACUUUGAAAACUCCACAAAGCAAAUAGAUGAAAUACAACCUAAAAGCACAAGCACCCUUGAAAUAGAAUUAACUACACCAAAGUCUUUGAUAUCAGAGACUACAGAUAUUACAGUUCCUCAAAUAAUUGUAGAUGAUGAAACAGUUAAAACACCUGCAUUAGAAGUUAUAGAAGAAAGCACUGCCAGUAUUACAUGGGUGGAGACAGAAUCAAAAGUCAUAGGUGAAGUAACAUCACCAUUAUCUACUGAAUUUAUUUUGGACUAUAAAUCAAGCACAAAAAUUUCAGAAGAGGUUCAACCAUCAACUAUGGAACCACAUAUAAAGACAUCUACUUUUGCUACUCCUUAUGACAGAGCAGAUCCUCUGGUCACAGAGAAAACAUAUUUUAUUGAAGAAGGAUCAGGAGCCAUGUUAACUGAUAUUAGUUCUACAGUAGUUACAAAAGAGCAAAUUUCCGAAAAAGAUGAGCAAAUAUAUGAAGGGACGACUGUGCCUACAGACCAAGAUAAAGAAGCUGCUAGUACGCUUGAUAUUAAACAGUUUACUGAUGUGCAUACUACAGAUUCAAUAGUGGACACAACUACAGUUUAUAAUUGUAUAACACAGCCAUCAGUAACUGGAUCAUAUGAGCUAUUUUCAGAAGAAGGCUCUGGAGAAGUUUCACUUUCUAAGAGUACAGUUGAAUAUUCUGGUAGUUUGACAUCUACCACACAGGAAACUCACAGUGAUAAACCAUUGUUGUUAAUUGAGGGAACUGAUAAGCCAGAAUCAAAGAGUGAGUUAACAGAGACUGAAAUAAUUUCAGAUGUAACUUCUCCAUCAGAUAUAGAUGCCAAAUUAGUGGGGUCAACAGUUGAAACAAUCAUAGAUACAGCAACAAUCUUAACUGAUGUAUUCACUACAGGUUCAACUGAUAUUCUUGAGAGUUCUGGAGAAGAUUCAGCUACAGAUAUACUUUCUGAAGCCACUAAAAUUUCUAAAGUACAUAUUAUAUCAGACAUUUCUAAGAGUACAGUUGAAUAUUCUGCUAGUUUGACAUCUACCACACAAGAAACUCACAGUGAUAAACCAUUGUUGUUAAUUGAGGGAACUGAUAAGCCAGAAUCAAAAAGUGAGUUAACAGAGACUGAAAUAAUUUCAGAUGUAACUUCUCCAUCAGAUAUAGAUGCCAAAUUAGUGGGGUCAACAGUUGAAACAAUCAUAGAUACAACAACAAUCUUAACUGAUGUAUUCACUACAGGUUCAAUGGAUAUUCUUGAAAGUUCUGGAGAAGAUUCAGCUACAGAUAUACUUUCUGAAGCCACCAUAAUUUCUAAAGUACACAUUCCAUCAGACAUUUCUAAGAGUACAGUUGAAUAUUCUGGUAGUUUGACAUCUACCACACAGGAAACUCGCAGUGAUAAACCAUUGUUGUUAAUUGAGGGAACUGAUAAGCCAGCAUCAAAGAGUGAGUUAACAGAUACUGAAAUAAUUUCAGAUGUAACUUCUCCAUCAGAUAUAGAUGCCAAAUUAGUGAGCUCAACAGAUGAAACAAUCAUAGAUACAACAACAAUCUUAACUGAUUCAUUCACUACAGGUUCAACGGAUAUUCUUGAAAGUUCUGGAGAAGAUUCAGCUACAUAUAUACUUUCUGAAGCCACCAUAAUUUCUAAAGUACAUAUUCCAUCAGACAUUUCUAAGAGUACAGUUGAAUAUUCUGGUAGUUUGACAUCUACCACACAGGAAACUCACAGUGAUAAACCAUUAUUGUUAAUUGAGGGAACUGAUAAGUCAGAAUCAAAGAGUGAGUUAACAGAGACUGAAAUAAUUUCAGAUGUAACUUCUCCAUCAGAUAUAGAUGCCAAAUUAGUGGGGUCAACAGAGGGAACAAUCAUAGAUACAACAACAAUCUUAACUGAUGUAUUCACUACAGGUUCAAUGGAUAUUCUUGAAAGUUCUGGAGAAGAUUCAGCUACAGAUAUAUUUUCUGAAGCCACCAUAAUUUCUAAAGUACAUGUUCCAUCAGACAUUUCUCCAAGCACUUCAGCUUUCCCAACAUUCACAGAGAAAGAAACCGGACAAGGGCCAACUAGUAUACCAAGCAAAGUUCUUACUAGUAGCUCAGUUAUUAUUGCUUAUAAUGAAAUCACACAAAAGACCCCUGUUGAAAAGGUAACCACAGAAAAAGUUCCUAUAUUUGUUGGCAAGGAAUUUGAUGAAACAGCAGUGACAGAUAUAGCAAUUAUUGAAUUACCUAAAACUGAAAGUACUUCUGAUGAGACCAGAAUCAUAGAUAUAGACCAACCUAGCAAAGAAGUUGUAGAUUUAUCAAUGGAAACAGAGACAUAUUUCAAAUCCAGUGUUAGUGUGGGCAUUGAAGAAGUAAAGUAUGCAUCUACACCAUCUAUGUUUUCUGUUAAAGAAUCAACAGGAAGCAUUCGACUGUCAAGCUCCACUGAGUCUGUAACAUCUAAAGACAGUCUUAUAAUUGACUCUAAAAGUGUGCACUAUACAACCAAAUCUUCCUUACCUGCACAGGUAUCUGAGGUGGAUGACUUGGUGUUAUCAGUAUCAUCGACACAUAGUCCAAAAGACUUAAUUGAGAAAACAACAGAGACUUUGGUUGGCACUGAUUAUGUAUCUAAACAAGGUGAAAGUGAAAUUACAACUGCAACUGAAGUCUUAAGGGAGGACAAGAAAAGUACUACAAGUUCACCCAUCCAUGGUCCUGAAGAUCACACUUAUGAAAGUGAGCCAAUAGAAGCUGCUACUGCAGACAUCAGUCCAAAGUCUCUUGUAACUGUUAUCCUUGUCAAUGGGGCUUCUGACUAUACAGGAUUGAUUAAACCUAGUACUUUGCCAUCUGCAGGUUCUGAUUCAGAUUAUGUUGUCUCACAACAGGAAGUUAGUGCAGACAUUACAGCCACUUAUAAGCCAUCAAUUGUUGUUCUGCCCACAACAGAAGCAUCCUUGGAACCUUCAGAUCUUAUUGAAGAUGCUUCAAUGAGUCCAGAGGACAAAGAAGAUGUGACAGAAUUAUCCACACAUUCCCCAGUUUACUCCACUGAACAAAUAAUAGAACAAGUGUCCACAGAUGAGCCAGUUCAAGAGGGUGACACCACUGAGAUUCCUAUAGAUGACAUUCCUGAAAACUCAAUAACUACACCCUCCCCUUCUUUAGAUGAAACGGUUGAAACUCAGACUGCUAUAAUUGUACAAAAAGAACUAUCAACUACAUCUAACAAUAUUGUUAAACCGACUGAUAAACGUGAGGAAGCUUUUAAUGUGGAAGAAGAUCCUAAUGCAGAGAGUGUAACAACAAUCCCUGAGUUUGGGGGAGUAACACAUGGAAGUGAUCUACAAAUUUCAACUAGUAACAAUGUUGAAGGAACUGAACUUCACAUAACAACUCAAGGUCCAUGCAAAGAAAAUCCUUGUCUACAUGGAGGAACCUGUUACCCUCGCGGCUCCUCUUCAUACGUUUGCACAUGUUUGCCUGGUUUUAGUGGAGAGUUAUGUGAAAUGGACAUAGACGAAUGUCAAUCAAAUCCUUGCCGAAAUGGAGCUGCCUGUGUGGAUCAUGAAAAUUCAUUCACUUGUAUUUGCCUUCCUAGUUACUCUGGGUCACUUUGUGAGCAAGACACUGAAAUAUGUGACUAUGGCUGGCAUAAAUUUCAAGGACAUUGCUACAAAUACUUUGCUCACAGACGCACAUGGGAUGCUGCUGAAAGGGAAUGUCGCAUACAGGGAGGUCAUCUGACCAGUAUAAUCUCUCAGGAAGAACAGACAUUUGUUAACCGCUUGGGUCAUGAUUAUCAGUGGAUUGGUCUUAAUGACAAAAUGUUUGAAAACGAUUUCCGCUGGACUGAUGGGAGCACACUGCAAUAUGAAAACUGGAGACCAAACCAACCAGACAGUUUCUUUUCUGCUGGUGAAGAUUGUGUGGUGAUAAUUUGGCAUGAAAAUGGGCAAUGGAAUGAUGUACCAUGUAACUACCAUCUUACUUACACCUGCAAGAAAGGAACAGUUGCUUGUGGACAACCUCCUCUUGUUGAAAAUGCAAAGACUUUUGGAAAAGUAAAACCACGUUAUGAAAUAAACUCCAUGAUUAGGUACCACUGUAAAGACGGGUUUAUUCAGCGUCAUAUGCCAACUAUACGAUGCAGAGGGGAUGGAAGAUGGGAUCUACCUAAAGUUUCAUGUUUAAAAUCUUCAAAUUUCCAAAGGACAUAUUCUAAGAAAUACUACUACAAGUUUGCUCCACCUGAGAUGAGGACUACCAUGAAUUCUCAAAAACAUCACCACCGUUGGAGCAGGACAUGGCAGGAUUCACCUCGUUGAUUAUUUUUAAACGAUCACAAGUGGAUUCCUUAACUGCCAAAGUCCUUCAUCACAGUGCCUUUUACAUCAGUUAUAACAUAUGUUAUAUAUCUGAUCUUGGACCUACUGGAUAUGGCGUCAAAACAUCUUGAAUUUAAAAGUUAGAAUUUAUAGGGAACUAAACCAUUUGUAAGCAUUAUCAUUUCCAGCCUGCUAGAAAGUGUAGUUUUUACCAAUGUGGAACAUUAUAUUGUAUAAUUACAAGCUUACUUUAAUAUUUAAACAGUUGGAAAGUAGCACAGUGAUGUUUGUAAAUAAGAUGAUUUAAAUAUGUUUUCUAAUCAUGUAUAUAAAAUGAAAUAGACAAACUUAAUUGACACAUAUUUAAAAAAAAAAAAAAAAAAGUGCUGUAGCUUAAAUGUCAAAUUUUUUGAUUAAGCUGCCUUUAGUAUAUUGAGGCUUGGAAUAACACAAACAGUGGCAGGGAAAAAAACUAUUGAACACUCUGGAUGAAGAGACUUUUCCAAUGUGCGUCAUAAACAACUUGUGCCAUAUCAUAUUUAAGUAUUACAUUUUAGUACAAAGUAGUGUAUUAGAAAUGCAAUGGGAUCAAGCCUCUUUAUUGACUGCAAAAAGGGAAUUUUCCUGUUCAUCCAACAAAAUGUUUGGGUGACUUAUAUAUAAUUGAAUGUCACAUUUUUUUUAGUUAAUUUGCUGAUGGUACUAUUUUUUAUUGUCAUUGAUAAAAACUCAAAAAUCCCUCCUGUUUGUAUCAGAUUAUAUUUUACAGCUGCAUCACUUUUUUGAUGCAAAAAUUUAAAUGAAGCCUAUAGAAUUAAUUAACAUUUAUAGAUACAUUGUACAUCAUCCAGGCUGUGACAUUUUUUAUUGUGUAUCAUAAACCUCUUAUUUGUUUUCUUUUUUUUAUACAAAGAGGGGAACUCUGUUGAGUGUCUUUUUAAAACACUAACAAUUGUACCGUAAAUGAAAAUUUAAAUUUUUUUUUUGUAAAAAAGUAUAUAUAAUUUUGUACAUAUAAUCAUUUUUAGAUCUUUUUUAAUAAGAUGUUGAAUGUUUAUUGAUGAAUGCGGCAGCUGUGAAGCAUACAAAAUAAAUGUAGAAAGCCAUACUGAUUUAACUUAUUGGAUGCUUGUUUUAGCCCUGUUUUUGAGUUAUAAUUUUCAGUAUUAGUAUGUCAUUUUUGCUUCAGGAACAAGUGGUUUAUAGUAUAGCUUGUGUUUACAAUAAUGCUCAUAAGAGAUGUGGACUAUAAUUCAGAUUUAUAUUAUUCCCCUUAGCAUCCUUAGCAUUUAAUGGAUUUGUGCAAGUUUAAAUUUAUGCAUAAAAACUGUCAUAAUUUGCACCAUUUGUAGACAUCUUUGAUAAUGAAAUCAUUAUCAUGAGAGAAUUUCAGCAAGUUUUAUAUUUUUUUCAUGUUUAUUUUUUUCAGUUAUUUAUAAAUUAUUUCAAUGCAAAAUUACAUGUUAAAAUAAUAAUAAAAAAAUCUAAAUAUCUUUUUUAAAUAAUAUUUUUUUCAGGUAUUGUUUACAAGUGGCAAAAUAAAAUGAAAGAUAAACAUGUUAAUACCAAUGGGGCAACAGUAAUUAAUUGUUAACUAGUUCUAUGAAGUAAAAUAAAUUAUUUUAUUACCAAAUUAAAUAUUGCAUUUUUUUUAAAUAUAAUUUUCCUAAUUCUAAGAACAUUACAUUUGUAUACAUAAUAUUUCUUUAGAUAUUACUUAUAAGUUGCAAAAUGAAAGCUAAACAUAUUUAUUACAAUUGAGCUACAGAAAUGAUGUAUUUGUUAACUAGUUUAGUGAAGUAAAAUUGACCAUUACCAAAUUAAUUAGUAAAAUCAUUUUAAAUGAUAAUUCUCUAGACAUAACAUUUCUAAAAAAAUAAUAUUUUUGGUAUUAAUUCAAGCGGUCAAUGUGGAAGAUAAGUAUAUUUAUUAAAGUAAUUAAUUAUUUGUUAACUAGUUCCAUGAGGUAAAACAGAUAUGGCUUUUCAUCCAACCUUCUUAAUUACUAACCUUGAGUGAAUGAUGCAUUCCUUUAACUGCUGCACCUUGUGUAUUCAUUCUUUGUACUUGACAGCAAUGCACCAGUGUUGACCUGUAUGUUUUUUCUACUAUUACAAUGCACAUAAUACUUUUUUUCGCCUGUAUUUAUAUUAUAACUUGUAUAGUAUCUAAUGUGAAUGUUUGGGUAUUUGUGAAUGAAAGUGUAAAAUCUUUGAAACUUUUAUAUCGGCUUCUGUUUCACCAAAGAAACUGUUUUGUUCGCUA
Messenger RNA from Bombina bombina (fire-bellied toad), 15169 nucleotides. It is a transcript of the gene VCAN, whose product is annotated as versican. The record is from RefSeq and is a predicted model, not a curated record. The transcript is spliced from 15 exons. Gene Ontology annotation, molecular function: calcium ion binding; hyaluronic acid binding. Bases 266 to 12904 code for a protein of 4212 amino acids. Gene Ontology annotation, biological process: cell adhesion. Lineage: Eukaryota; Metazoa; Chordata; Amphibia; Anura; Bombinatoridae.